Anarrhichthys ocellatus (wolf-eel) is the source of this 6009-nucleotide messenger RNA. Its product is annotated as TRAF2 and NCK-interacting protein kinase-like. The transcript is spliced from 24 exons. Gene Ontology annotation, cellular component: cytosol. Bases 1208 to 4681 code for a protein of 1157 amino acids. The record is from RefSeq and is a predicted model, not a curated record. Lineage: Eukaryota; Metazoa; Chordata; Actinopteri; Perciformes; Anarhichadidae.
UCACAGCUAAUGAAGUUCCUGUUUGAAGAGGCUUUCAAAUCUAUUGGACAAUAGAUCCAAAGGUGGGCGGUGCCAAGUCCAAGAACACGCCCUUCACCUGAGACACAGGUACCUCUUAAAGUCACAGAUGCAAGUAGGGAAAGUACUGCAUCCAAUUCAAGUUUAACUAAUUCAAUUAUGUUUGUUAAUAGUUUAUAUGUUCAUGCAAUACAACGCAAUAAUAUCUUGCUUGUGUUUUAUGAAAAGAGCAAAAACACUGAUGUCCUUUCCAGCUGGUUGUAACAUAAAAACAUUUCAUUUCAUUAUGCAGCAGAUUAUGUUUCAUCCAGAUGGUUCAACGAGUCUUUGAGGAAUCUGGAAACACCUUCAGAGCAGCUGUUACUAUAAAAUAAAAACCUCUGUGAUUCAAAUGUCGCUGGUUAUAUUUUUAUAUUUUAGGAUAAUCAGAUGCUUAUUUCUGGACACUAACUGGAGCUCGAUCCCUCAGAGGAGGCACCACUUAAAUGUCUCUGAUGUGACAUUAAGACAUAAAUGAAGCAUGUAAAUGUCCCAUGAGGGGCAUGGGGGGGGGGGGUCGACCCCCUUUGUGCGCGUGCACGCCCCUGACAGCUAAGGGUGUGAGCCUGUGACCUGCAGCCACUCAAUUUUCUGGCCUUAAUAAGCCGCCAUACAGGAGCAGACAGCUGUGCAGAUAUGCGUAUUUCUCCUGUCACACUAAAAGUGUGUGUGUGUGUGUGUGUGUGUGUGCGCGUGUGUGUGUGUGUGCGUGUGUCAUUGUGGGCGUCUCUGUCUGUAGCGCAGCCUCCUCGCAGGCCACUCCCGGGAAGCGCGCUGCUGUUCCACCUCACAGACGGACGGACCGACGGUGUGUGUGUGUGUUUCCAUGUGAGUGUGUGUGUGUGUGUGAGCGCCUCGGCUGCUGCUGUGCACCCGUCUCUCUCGCUAUCUCUGUGCGCAUGCACGUGUGUCACCCCCCCCCCCUUCCCUCAGUCCUGUCCUGUGCUCGGUUGUGUCGAGGUGGAGGUAUGUAGCGCCGGAUUCACCGCGCCGAGCAGCAUGUAGCAACCUGGAGCACAGCGCGCAACAUCGAGGAUCAUUUUUUCAUUCUAGGGGGGCGGUGGUGGUGGGGAGACCUUUUUUAUUUUAAAUUUUCUUUUAGAGGAGUGUUCGUGUGUGUUCGUCCCCGCCGCUCUGCACCUCUCGGUCGAUGGUCGUUGAGGAAGCUUCCAUCUUGAGUCCCGUAUCUACCGAGAGCACCAUGGCGAGCGACUCCCCGGCGCGGAGUCUGGACGAGAUAGACCUGUCUGCACUACGGGACCCAGCUGGUAUCUUUGAGCUGGUCGAACUGGUUGGAAACGGCACCUAUGGGCAGGUCUACAAGAUUUGUGUGUGUGUGUGUGUGUGUGUGUGUGUGUGUGUGUGUGUGUGCAGGUCGAAGAAGUUCCAGUCCUUCAUCGACAGCUGUCUGUUGAAGAGCCACAGCCAGCGGCCGAGCACCGAGCAGCUCCUCAAGCACCCGUUCAUCAGGGACCUCCCCAACGAGCGGCAGGUCCGCAUCCAGCUGAAGGACCACAUAGACCGCACCAAGAAGAGGAGGGGGGAGAGGGAUGAGACUGAAUACGAGUACAGCGGGAGUGAAGAGGAGGAUGAAGAGAGGGACGCCGGAGAACCCAGCUCCAUCAUCAACAUCCCCGGUGAGUCCACCCUGAGGCGGGACUUCCUGCGCCUCCAGCUGGCCAACAAGGAGCGGUCGGAGCUGAUCCGGCGUCAGCAGCUGGAGCAGCAGCAGAACGAGGAGCACAAGCGGCAACUGCUGGCCGAGAGGCAGAAACGCAUCGAGGAGCAGAAGGAGCAGAGGAGACGGCUGGAGGAGCAACAGCGUCGGGAGCGGGAGAUGAGGAAGCAGCAGGAGCGAGAGCAGAGGAGGAGGUACGAGGAGAUGGAGCAGCUCCGCCGAGAGGAGGAGAGGAGGCACGCAGAGAGGGAGCAGGUAGGAGAACACCUGAGUCCCACGUUACAUCACAGGUGUCAUCCACAGGGGGAGGAGAGGAGGCACGCAGAGAGGGAGCAGGAGUAUAUUCGUAGGCAGCUGGAAGACGAGCAGAGGCAGCUGGAGAUCCUGCAGCAGCAGCUCCUGCAGGAGCAGGCCUUACUGCUGGAGUACAAGAGGAAGCAGAUCGAGGAGCAGCGGCAGGCCGAGCGGCUGCAGAGGCAACUGCAGCAGGAGCGAGCGUACUUGGUGUCGCUGCAGCAGCAGCAGCAGCAGGAGCCGCCGCGGCCGCCGCUGGACAAGAAGCAGCUGUACCACUACAAAGACCAGGCGCCCGUCGCCAACGACAAGCCGGCCUGGGCCAAAGAGGUGAUGCGUCGAGCUCAGAGCAACUCGCCUCGCAUCCCUCCCAAGAAGUACCACUCCUUCAGUCAGCCGCGAGACAUCAACCUCGGCAACCUCCUCUUGCUCCCCGGUUACAAACCUCGCCGCCGCCGCCCCCCUUCCUACCCGGCCCACAACAGUCCCUCUAGGAGUCAACAGCACAUGCCUCAUAUCCGGGUCACCUGUGUGCCCGAGUCCUCUAAGCCGAGGAUGCGGCGGCAGUAUCCCGGGAGGAGCCCCGACUCCAGGGGCCGGAGCCCCGGCCGCCGGGUGGAGGAGCAUUAUAAGAUGAACAGACAGACUUCUCCUGCAUUGCAGCACAAAGUCUCCAACCGGAUCUCGGACCCGUCGUUGCCGCCCCGUUCCGAGUCCUUCAGCAGCGGGGGCAUCCAGCAGGCCCGGACCCCGCCGAUGCACCGCUCCGUCGAACCCCAGGUGUGUGUCCUACGUCCUUAUGUGUGUGUUAUGUUUAAAAAUCUCCUCGUGUGUGUGUGUGUGUGUGUGUGUGUGUGUGUGUGUGUGUGUGUGUGUUCAGGUAAUUCAGCCAGUAAGACUGAAGGCUCAACACUUUCUUCCCACGAGACCAAAGAUGACGGCAGAGAGCUGACACGACCCAGCAGGCCUGCAAGCUAUAAGAAAGCUGUAGACGAGGACCUGACGGCUUUGGCCAAAGAGCUGCGAGAGCUGCGCCAGGCGGAGGAGACAAGCCGCCCGCCCGUCAAAGUGACGGACUACUCGUCGUCCAGCGAGGACUCUCACAGCAGCGAGGACGAGGACGGAGAGGGCGGGGCUAACGACGGGUCGGUGGCCGUCAGCGACAUACCACGCAUCAUGCCAGCAGCGAGUCAAGGUCCCAACGAGUCCUUCGGCAUGAUGGGAGGUCACGACGGCCACGACAACUCGUAUGGAAACAGCUCUCAGGACGGCACCCUGAGGAUGCGUGAGAAGCACGGGGGACGGAGGCGGAGCUCCGCCGCCAGCAACGGUUUCCCCGGCAAAGCCAAUCUGUUCCCCGGCAACGCCAAUCUCCCUGAUUUGUUGCAGCAAAGCACCUCCCCCCUGGUCUCCCCAGGCGACGCCUCUGGGGCCCAAUACAGGAUGGCAAGCAGCGGAGGCUCCAAGUCUUCCUUCACACCCUUCGUAGAUCCGAGGGUGUACGGGACCUCCCCGACCGACGACGACGACGACGACGAUAACAUCCCGGCCUCGGCGCUGUUUGCCGACGAGCUGCUGAAGCACGAGCACGAGCAGGAGCAGGCGAGGCUCAACGAGGCCCGGAAGAUCUCGGUGGUCAACGUCAACCCGACCAACAUCAGGCCGCACAGCGACACGCCGGAGAUCCGCAAGUACAAGAAACGCUUCAACUCCGAGAUCCUCUGUGCGGCUCUCUGGGGAGUGAAUCUGCUGGUGGGGACGGAGAACGGCCUGAUGCUGCUGGAUCGAAGCGGUCAGGGCAAAGUUUACAACCUGAUCAAUCGACGGCGCUUCCAACAGAUGGACGUCCUGGAGGGACUCAACGUCCUGGUCACCAUCUCAGGGAAGAAGAACAAGCUGCGUGUUUACUACCUGUCCUGGCUGAGGAACAGGAUCUUACACAACGACCCCGAGGUGGAGAAGAAACAGGGUUGGAUCACUGUUGGGGAGCUGGAGGGCUGCGUGCACUACAAAGUCGUGAAGUACGAGAGGAUUAAAUUCUUGGUGAUUGCUCUAAAGAACGCCGUGGAGAUCUACGCCUGGGCGCCUAAACCGUAUCACAAGUUCAUGGCCUUCAAGUCGUUCACUGAGCUGCAGCAUCGCCCCCAGCUGGUCGACCUGACUGUGGAGGAGGGACAGAGGUUAAAGGUCAUCUACGGCUCCAGUGUCGGCUUCCAUGUCAUCGAUGUGGACUCUGGAAACCCCUACGACAUCUACAUCCCCUCACAUAUUCAGGGUCAGGUGACCCCGCACGCCAUCGUGGUUCUGCCCAAGACGGACGGCAUGGAGAUGCUGCUGUGCUACGAGGACGAGGGCGUCUACGUCAACACCUACGGACGCAUCACCAAAGACGUGGUGCUGCAGUGGGGCGAGAUGCCCACCUCCGUCGCCUACAUCCACUCCAACCAGAUCAUGGGCUGGGGAGAGAAGGCCAUUGAGAUCCGCUCCGUGGAGACGGGACACCUCGACGGAGUUUUCAUGCACAAGCGAGCUCAGCGACUGAAGUUCCUGUCGGAGAGGAACGACAAGGUUUUCUUCGCCUCGGUGCGUUCUGGAGGCAGCAGUCAAGUCUUCUUCAUGACCCUCAACAGAAGCUCCAUGAUGAACUGGUAACCUUUCUCCUUCGACCCACAACCCUCCUCUUCUUCAUUCUGAACAUCGCCCAGACAUCAGGAGAGAAGGAUGACAGUGUGUGUGUGUGUGUGUGUGUGUGUGUGUGUUUGUGGAGGAAAUCAACGAACUGCUGAACAGACGAUUGAGCCCCCCCCCCCCCCGUAAAGAUACCCUCCAACUGUAGGGGGCGCUGCAGGCCUCAUGGAUGCCUUCGCCCUUCCCUGUUGGGCGGAUGGUUGUUCUCAAGGGUCUUGAUCCAGGCUUUAAAGGACACUGACAUCAUGCCGAGUAGCCUUUUUUGACUUCCCCCAUUUGACUAGAUGGGGAGCCGUGGAGAAGUUCUCUGUGUAGCACAUUCAUGAGUUCUUACUGGGUGUUCACACUGCGAGUGCCGUUCGCCGUUCGCGCUGACUGCGUUUACUGCGGUGACUCGUCUUUUACUGCGCGUGUUUUAGUGAGUAAACAUCGCUGGUUAUUAACGUAGCAUCGUUGGAAGAAGAAAACUCGGAUGCAGCAGUUUUUAAAGUGUACUAAACUGAAGUGUCUCAAUAUAAAAGUCAGUUUAAAUGGUUCUUAGUGGAACCUUUAGUCUUUGGAACCCUUAUUUCUAACACUAUGGUGUAAAGCCACGGCUGACAACAUGACCUCAAUUACAAUUUACAGCUUCAAUCUAGCAUUUGACAUUCAUCAUCUGACAAUCUGACACGCCUCAAAACCUGAAUUGUUCAGUCUCACGCAGAUUGUGACUUCAUUGGACUGAUCUUGCACCUUAAAAAAUAGAUUUUAAUGUUUCAUGUUCAUGCAUUUAAUAAUGAACCUUUACAGAAACAACAAAACCUAAUGCGGGACGCACGUCAUUUUCCACUGACCAGAUGUUGAAUUCAGCUUAUAGAUAUCAUGGUCCUUGUUGUUGUUCUCAUCUAAACCACUUCAAUAGAUGUUUUCUAGACUAACGUCUUGUAGCAAAACCUUUCAGCGGCGUCUUCGCUGCGCUGUCGGAUGUUUUCUUUGUAAAGCAAAAAAAAUGACAUCAGAAAAGUUGCACGUUGUUUCCCUGGUCGAAGUGAAUGGACUCGAUGACGCCGUUGCUCACGGUGUGAACACUCACUUUGAGCGCUGCUGCUGAACAACACCUUCCCCUUUAGGAGAAAACAAUACCACAUAAGAGCAGCGAGAGUCACGGGGGAAAUGUCGACAUUUUAUACCUGUCGCUGAGGAUGCUGCACGGUUGGUUGCAGCUACUUCGUCCUGGUGUGUUUCUGGGAGGGGACAAGGAAGGUUGUAGAUAUUGUAUUAUUGCUGCAACAGCAACACAAUAACAAAAAAAA